CUCCCGUUCCCCAUCUUUUAUGUAUUCCUUUCCGUGUGACCACUUGACAGCACGGGCACGGUCCACUUCAGUUCGGCCUCCACUUUUGACGUCGUCUUGUUCCUUUCCAUUCCUGACGUCCAUCCCGUCACCACCAUGGUCAACUCGGCGCCCCAUACACCACAAUCGUCGCAUCAAUUGGGCAUCGACGACAACAACGACCCCGAUACUCAAGUAUCACCCACACAGCCGGUGUCCUUCUCACGGUCAGUACCCUAAUGGCCGCCGAGUGAUACCACCAUAGCCUCUUGCUGGUGCAUCCCUCCGUCCGUUGGGGUGUCGCUUCUCGCGCUGACUCGCAGUGCGCAGAAGACGAUCAUGGCCGAUCCUAGGUUUUGUUCAUAUCAACCCCCAUCCCCUCCCUCCAUCCCCCGUUGCCCUCUUACCCUCCCCGAUUCAUGCGGUCCUGGGUGCUGUGUAUUUCCCCGAAUGCAUGGCCGAUCCAGUCUCUUUCCUGACGACUGUGGCUUGAAACACGCGUUCUAUGGGUCGAAAGCCAUAAAAACUUGCCAACUCCUACUCGUCAGGCACAUGCCUGCUGAAAGGACUGGGGCUUCUCGGCAGGGCCGCGGGCAGAGACCGGUGCUUAUCCCACUGGUGUCUGCUGUCUUGCCUCCCGUUCAUAGAAUUCCUGCCGAUAGCUACAGUCGACACGCGAGAGCGGUGGGGCCGUCCCCUUUCUGCCCACCUCCCCGAUUCGCCGCGGUCCUGGUGCUGUGUAUCCCUCGGGAUGCAUGGCCAGUACCGUUCUUUCCGGUCGAUGCAACUUGAAGCCGUGUGUAUCUACGGUCGAGAAGCCGUCAAAACUUGCCAAGUUCUACUCAUCAGGUGGUGCACAACCUGUUGAAAGGACUGGGGCUUCUCGAUAGGGCCGCGGGCGGAGAUGCUGCAGUUCGUGGUUUCUCUGCUGUCUUGCCUCCCAGUCGUAGUGAACCAAGCCGACAGUUGUAUCUUCACGAGAGAGCGGCAGGGCCGUCCCCUUCUGCCCCCCCUCCAAUUCGCCACGGCCUGACGCCAUAUGUCCAUUUUGGUCUAUGAGCGGUCCAGUCUCUUUCCUGCCGUUUGUAAUUCGAAACACGCGUUCCAUGGGCCGGGAAGCCGUAAAAAUAUGCCAACUCCUACUCAUCAGGUACGCCUGUUGAAAGGACUGGGGCUUCUUUGGCAGGGCCGCGGGUAGAGAGGCUGCUUCCAGGGGCAGUGGCCUUUCUACUGUCUUGCCUCCCGUUCAUGGAAUUCCUGCCGAGAGUUGCAGAUUGACACGCGAGAGCGGCAGGUCGCUCGUUUUCAACUUGCAGUGCCCAAGCUUGCCUGAUACUUCUGACUGACGGCUUGCUUGAUAGUGCCCAUGGGUUCUACGGCGACGACAUAUCGACUGCGUCUGGUGCAGAAAACCAUGACCAAGAUUGCAUGAUAGACCUCGUCGCGCGCCCGGGUCAGGCUAGUUGGGAGGUUGAAGGUCUCGCUCGACACACCCCCGACUUGAAGCUGGAUUGUUUCGUUGACACGACCGACCGGACCGCGUUCUUUUCACUUCGCGGCCAAUGCACCCUCAAGACCGGCACUCCCGCCCAUGUUUCACUGUUUCUGUUCAUCUAUCCGGAAGAUAUUCAGUCCCUGGAAGUAUCAUACACUUCAAGCCCGCUUCCACAUACCGAGGAGCAGGAAGCAGUACCUGAUAUGGACAGGUUCAUCCGUCUGCGCUUCAUCAUGACACAGCCGCCCAGUUUGGUGGCGCCCAAGCAUCGGCCUCUUCAACCAAAACACCGCUCCGAAGCCCUGUUUGAUGCCCUACAAUCCCUGGCUACAGUCAAAGAUAUUUCCUUUUACUUGGAUCCGUCCUCCUUGCCAAUCGAGAUCCAGGCACAGCUGGUCUGUCUCCCAUCUAUCUUUUCGUCUGCCAACAUUCACAGUCGACCAAGAACUCACGUGAAUCGUGCAUCUCUUGUAAGGCUGUACGGCGGUGCUGGCGGGCAGAUUGUCAACCCAAGGACUACGGCAAGCGAAGCCACCCACCAAGAGACGGACGAGGCUGGGCCAACCAAUUCCACGCAUGCCGCCUCUGGUGUGCUUCAAGAUGCUGCGCAAACAUCAACUGCAACGCAGACGCGCAAACGAUCAGCAAGCGCAAGCGGAUUCUUGCCUCCCUACCUCAAUCGCCAUGAUGAACGCGACAUCGCAAGUUCAAGCAACCACCGAUUCGAAUCGGCACAGGAGAACGCUUCCCCGAGUCAGGAGUCAACGCAAUUCUCCCUCACACCGGAUCGAAACGGAAAGCGCCCACGACUCGCAACGCCCUCCGACCUCGACUUGCCCUCUCUCCCGCCCACACCAACUGCUGCCGACUUUUUGGAAGCGUCGACAGACCCUUCAAAGUUUUACACCAUCAGGCAACAGUUCCUCACCCGCAUUGCAGCCCUUGAAACGCGUAACGAACAGCUCCUCACUCGCAACGUGGCCCUUGAAGCGCGCGUCGAACAUUCUUCAAAGCUGGAAGAUUGGUUCAGGCUGGAAGUCCGUCAGCGUGUCGGCGGUGAGGUAACCCGUCAGCUUGACAAGCUGCACCAAAAGACGGGUAGGAAGUGGGAGGAAGAAAUUAGGCAGGAAGUGCGGGAUCAGAUCACCGAGGAUGUGAAGGAGGAACUCUAUGAAGACGCAACGAAGCAGGUGCUGAGGAGGAUGGCGACGGUAUUGGUGGAAGCGGUGGACGGGAGUGGGUGGCUUGUCCCUGGAAGCACUGCUUGUGAAAAUCUUUUGUCGCGUUCCGUCGUGCCUGGUGAAAACGCUCUUUACGCCGCCGUCGCCGAUGUGCAAAAGACCCAUGCUGAGGAGAUGAGUGAGGAGGAGAUGGCUAGGGUGAUGGAUUACCUGGAGCAAAAUCCGCUGAGCGCGGUUAAGUACAACGCUUGUGGGGAGACGAUGAGGAGGUAUUUUGUUGGGCAGUGGAAAGCUGAUACGAGGCGAAGGAGGUCGUGGGGGAUGGCGAGGUGGUAGCCUGGGAAUCGGGGUGCCGAUUACCAGGCCGACAACAACUGGACGACUCUUUGCGACAUCUAAUGAUUAACGACGUUUCCCUCUUUUCCUCAAAAUUGAUGACAUGUCUGAC
Molecule: messenger RNA, 3142 nt
Organism: Neurospora crassa OR74A
Lineage: Eukaryota; Fungi; Ascomycota; Sordariomycetes; Sordariales; Sordariaceae
Exons: 2
Coding region: 1447-3030 (527 amino acids)
Source: RefSeq, a predicted model, not a curated record